Scleropages formosus (Asian bonytongue) is the source of this 1842-nucleotide messenger RNA. RefSeq names its product sphingomyelin synthase-related protein 1-like. Lineage: Eukaryota; Metazoa; Chordata; Actinopteri; Osteoglossiformes; Osteoglossidae. Gene Ontology annotation, biological process: ceramide biosynthetic process. The record is from RefSeq and is a predicted model, not a curated record. Gene Ontology annotation, cellular component: endoplasmic reticulum membrane; Golgi membrane; plasma membrane. The coding region runs from base 266 to 1417 and encodes 383 amino acids. Gene Ontology annotation, molecular function: protein binding; sphingomyelin synthase activity; ceramide cholinephosphotransferase activity. The transcript has 6 exons.
GUUAUGCGGUGCCACCAGAGGACGCUGUCUGUACUCCUGCUCUAUCUUCCAAGGAGCGUUCCUCUUCUCCGGGCCUCGAACGCGAGCGCUGGCGAAUCCGUGCCUGUAGGAUGUUCUUUAUUGAACCAGGAAAGAGGGAACAUGCCUUGAGCGAGGAGAUCCACGAGUGGCCCCGCUGUGGCGCGCCGAGAGUCCGCGUGCACGCACCCCGCGCGAGGACGAGCCCUGAGGCACUGCUGGAUGCGUCUAUCUACCGUGAGAGGAGAUGGCAGGAUCCCAGCUGGCUGUCCACCAGUGGACCACCAAGCACGUGGCCAGGUGGCUGAAGGAAGAGGGCUUCUGCGAUUAUGUGGAGCUCCUCUGCAACCGGCACAGGCUGGAUGGUACCAGUCUUCUAACGCUCAGCGAGUCUGACCUGCGCCAGCCACCCCUGGAGCUGAAGGUGCUGGGGGACAUAAAGAGGCUGAUGGUGGCAUUGCGACGGCUGCAGAGACACAAUGCCAGCAUGCUGGAGCAGCUGGGCCGAGGUCACGACGGUGAGCGGUCAUGCAACGGGGAGCUGGCUGUGGCCAACGGAAAGCACAAGCAGCAUGCACGACGCCUCGACCCUGAGUACUGGAAGACUGUCGUUAGCUCUGUCUACGUGAUGUUUGUGUUUGGCUUCACCUCCUUUGUCAUGGUGAUUGUACAUGAACGUGUGCCUGACAUGCGCACGUACCCACCCUUGCCGGACAUAUUUCUUGACAGUGUUCCUAGAAUCCCAUGGGCUUUUGCAAUGGCAGAAGCAUGUGGCGUGGUCCUGUGUAUAUUCUGGCUGCUGGUGCUCCUGCUCCACAAACACAGGUCUAUUCUGCUGCGGCGUCUCUGCAGCCUCAUGGGCACCGUGUUCCUGCUUCGCUGUUUUACCAUGUUCGUCACCUCCCUGUCUGUACCGGGGCAGCACCUGAAGUGCUCGGGCAAGAUGUACGGGGAUGUGUGGGCCAAGCUCCAGCGUGCACUGGCCAUCUGGAGCGGCUUGGGAAUGACCCUGACCGGGGUGCAGACCUGCGGAGACUACAUGUUCAGCGGGCACACUGUGUGCCUCACCAUGCUGAACUUCUUUGUGACUGAAUAUACUCCAAGGACCUGGAAUUUUGUACAUACCUUGUCUUGGGUUCUGAACUUGUUUGGUAUCUUCUUCAUCCUGGCGGCCCAUGAGCACUACUCCAUCGACGUGUUCAUUGCUUUCUACAUCACUACCAGACUCUUUCUGUACUAUCACACACUGGCUAACACACGGGCCUAUCAGCAGAGCCGCCGAGCUCGCAUCUGGUUCCCCAUGUUCUCUUUCUUUGAGUGCAAUGUCAAUGGCACCGUGCCCAAUGAGUACUGUUGGCCCUUCUCCAGGCCGGUCUUCAUUAAAAAGCUGAUUGGCUAGAUCUGUCGCAUGGGCAGGACAUUGACUGUUGGAGUGCUCUUGAAGCUGAAGGCUGGGUUCUCCUAGAUGCCUCUUUGGCAAAGUUUGAGCUUCCUCUGUCUGGUGUACACAUUGUACAAGUCCUAGUUUUCUCACAAUUUGUCUCAAUUGGGAGUGGUAUUUUUGGUCUGUCCUUGGUCGAGUGAAAAGUUUUAUGGGGAACGGCUAAAUUAUGUAUUAGUUCUCAAUGGUUUAAUUACUUUUUGAUAUUCUAAAGCAAUUAUUAUGGUAAUGGUCUUAAUAUUUUUCUGCUAUAUUAUUGACCUGAGAUGAUUCCAUGUAGUUUUACUUGAUGUUUAUGAAAAAGAUAUUUACGAGUGGAGCAAUGAUUUGGUUACUUGAAAAGAUUUGCCAAUACAGACAUGGAAACAGGUUUACGUUUCUUA